Molecule: messenger RNA, 6999 nt
Organism: Egretta garzetta (little egret)
Lineage: Eukaryota; Metazoa; Chordata; Aves; Pelecaniformes; Ardeidae
Gene: CRBN
Product: cereblon
Exons: 13
Coding region: 2357-3790 (477 amino acids)
Biological process (GO): protein ubiquitination
Cellular component (GO): Cul4A-RING E3 ubiquitin ligase complex
Source: RefSeq, a predicted model, not a curated record
AUAGCAGGAAAUGCUAUGAGCAUUUUAUGCCUAUAUAUUUAAAAAUUAAACUCUUCCCUGAAUAUUUUAGGAAACACAGCCUUAAUAUUUUCCUACCCCGUUCCUGUUUGUUUUUUUUUUUAAAUGAGGUUCAUAUGUCCCCGUCUCUGCACGAAGGUGUUGAGGGUGGAUUUGGUGGCAUUAGUGGGCCAGGAUGAGCAUCCAGGAACACCUCACCUGCUGCAAAGGGAAUGUGAGCUGUGCCACGCAGGGUGCCUUUGGCCCUUGCCUUUCCCUUGUCCUGUGCAUUGGAGAUCUCACUAAUCUUGAAAUACAAAAAGAAAAAAAUCAGAAAUAUGUAUAGUUAAGGAUGUAAAAGACGCGGUUCCUUUUGCCUUCCGCCUCCUGUGUGAUCGAGGAGGAGAGUGAAGACGGUGGUGGUUUUUCGACGUUCACACGGUGCUGCUGCAGUGAAAUGAGUCAUCGUUCCUCUCUGCCACCACGCAGCAGCUAGCGUGCGUUUUUGGCAAGAACGAGCAAAAAGUUUGCAGGGCACAGUCCUUUCUAAUCAACUGCUGUUAAUUCCUUUUGUGUUCAGAAAAACAAGUGAACCAGCCUCUCUCUAAAAGGCUAUUAAAACUGCUAAUGAUGGACGCAACUUGAUGAGAGCGUAUGCAAGCCAGAAUAUAAUUUUUGAUGAAGUCAGCUUCCCUCCCCCACCCUGCACUAAGCAAAAAUUUACUCUUCCCCUCCAUCAAGAUAAGCAAAAUGCUGGCGUUUUGUAUGCCUUGAACAUUUUGCAGUCGUUCAUGGUUAGGGUAAUGGCUGACAAAUUUCAUAAAGAAAUGGGAUAUUUUUUACAGUAAUUAUGAAGAUGAUGUCUUAUUGCUUUAAGUUCUCUAAUUAGGUAAAACAUCAAAGAGAGUCUUUUCUUGUUGUGCUGGAUCAUUUCUUGUUGAGAUAAAUACAGUAUGGGAUGGAACCAUAACAUCAGCGUGCCGUGCGUCUUACAGAGAAGGUUUGGUAAACUAUACAAUUUUUAAAAGUAAAAAAAAAAAAGUGAGGUGAAGCAGAAAGAAGACCAUUGACUAAACUGUAAAGAAUACAUUUAAUAAAUCUGUCUGAAGGCCAAAGAGGGAAAGAAAAGGUUCUCCAAAGCCAGCUUAUAAUGUCUUUUUCAUUGUUCUCUUGUCCUCCCACUCUCAGAAACAGUAAGCUCUCUGUGAAAGAGGGCGGUGGUGCUCCCGUUUCUGAAGGAGGACUCCUUCCUUCUGGAGCAUCUUUCUUUUGUAAGAUUUGCCUACGAUAGCUUUCAGAUAAGCUAAUCCUUCCACCUUGUUAAGUUUUCAACACUGGAUAAUUUCUUAAGAAGAUACUAAUUGCCAAGGCAGGCAACUAGAUAGCCUACUGUAAAGAUAUUUUUCUGCCUAUCUUGUAAUGUAAUAGCUUUCAAGAUUGAAAUGAUGUUUUUCAGCACCAUUGGGGCUAUUCAUUACCCAGCAGCUCUUGGUAUAAGAAUCCUGCAGAUUGGUUUGCGAAGUUUAGGAUAAUGUCUAUUUUGGAUACAGCAUGGUGUAUAAAUACUGUUUGUGUUAAAAGAAUUAGGAUGAAGUAAUACAGUUACAGAUGUGUGAUAAUUACAUUGCAUUUGUUUUGGGUGAGUAUUUGCAGUUGCAUGGUAGUGCACAGAACGGUCAGUGAAACCAGCAUUUUAGAGACAGGUAUAUUAUUGCUAUCUUCAGUAUGUUUUUUAAUUUACUUCUAAAUAUUUAUACAGAUUUUAUACAGAUAAACGGGCUAUUUAUGUUUCCAAAAUAAAACAUACUUGUAAUUUAACUGUCCUCUUGCCUGAAAGUCAUUUUAGAAUCGACACCUGAAACUGAGAAAUGGACAGAAAGUGGCCAUUUUUAAAUACUAUUUUGAACCUGAAAUCCUCUGCAGGGUCAUGUUAUUUGCCUCCUUAAUAACUACCUUUGCUGGGUCUGUGCGUGUGCUGGGGGUGUGUGGGUGUGUGUUUGGUGUACACACAGGAGAGGCUGACAGCAGUGAAAUUGUCUAAAAUACUAGCAAGAGUCUGCAUAAAUACAGAGUUUCCGAUUACUUUUAACUCGCUUGCUUUAUGUGUGCAGUUAUAUUGUUCAGCUUUGUACUGCUUGAGACGCUGUAUUCAGCAUCCUACAAGAAAGGAAGUUAUCUGGCAUCCCGGUGUACAGGAGGAAGAUGUUUAGAAUUGAGUUAAGGAAAUAGUGCUGUAGUGCAAAUCUGAGCUGACAGAGUUUUUGUUAUUUUCUUCCAAGAAAAGUUGUUCUUUAGCCUCUCAAAAAUAAAUUACGGGCUUUUGACCCUUUCUCUAGAAUGAUGAUUUUGCUGUAACAGCAUGAAAAUUAUUUCUCGCAAGUUUACAAAUACAAAAGUUGCUUCCCCAUGGAAGGCUGUAGUCUGGGAAUAUCGAAUGCGUUUCUGUGAUUCUCUGAUUUUUCUCAGUAUCUUAGUUUCGCUGUUUGAUUUCUACUCAAUGUUCUGUAUGUGCUUAUUAGCAGAGAGUGAGGAAGAGGAUGACAAUGAAAUGGAAGUUGAAGAUCAAGGUAGUAAAGAUGCGGAAAAGCCAAACAUCAUAAAUUUUGAUACCAGUUUGCCAACAUCACAUGUGUAUUUAGGUUCUGAUAUGGAAGAGUUUCAUGGAAGGACGGUGCAUGAUGAUGACAGCUGUCAGGUGAUUCCAGUGUUGCCCCACGUGAUGGUGAUGUUGAUUCCUGGACAGACGUUACCUCUUCAGCUUUUUCACCCCCAAGAGGUUAGCAUGGUGCGGAAUUUAAUUCAGAAAGACAGAACAUUUGCUGUUCUUGCAUACAGUAACGCACGUGAAAGGGAAGCACAUUUUGGAACAACAGCAGAAAUAUACGCCUACAGAGAAGAGCAGGAAUAUGGAAUCGAAACGGUCAAAGUGAAAGCAAUAGGAAGACAGAGGUUCAAGGUGCUUGAAAUAAGAACCCAGUCAGAUGGAAUCCAGCAGGCUAAAGUACAAAUCCUUCCUGAGCGAGUGCUGCCUUCAACAAUGUCAGCAGUACAGCUGCAGUCUCUCAGCCGAUGCCAUAUAUUUCCUUCUUCGAAACCUAGAGCAUGGCAGGACCGAGCUAUACAUCAGUGGUGGCAGAAAUAUCAGAAGAGGAAGUUCCACUGUGCGAGUUUGACAUCUUGGCCUCCCUGGCUCUACUCUCUAUAUGAUGCUGAAACCUUGAUGGAAAGAGUCAAGAGGCAGCUACAUGAAUGGGAUGAAAAUCUUAAAGAUGAAUCUCUUCCAGCAAACCCAAUAGAUUUUUCUUACAGAGUUGCUGCUUGCCUGCCAAUUGAUGAUGCAUUACGUAUACAGUUGCUUAAAAUAGGUAGUGCUGUUCAGCGACUCCGGUGUGAAUUAGAUAUUAUGAACAAAUGUACAUCUCUCUGUUGUAAGCAAUGCCAAGAUACAGAAAUAACUACCAAGAAUGAAAUAUUCAGUUUAUCCUUAUGUGGGCCCAUGGCAGCGUAUGUGAAUCCUCACGGCUACAUCCAUGAAACCCUCACUGUAUAUAAAGCCUGCAACUUGAAUCUCAGCGGACGACCAUCGACAGAGCACAGCUGGUUUCCUGGGUAUGCCUGGACUGUAGCCCAGUGCAGAAUCUGUGCAAACCAUAUGGGAUGGAAGUUCACCGCUACCAAAAAGGAUAUGUCACCUCAGAAAUUCUGGGGAUUGACGCGGUCUGCUCUCCUGCCUCGGAUUCCAGAAACGGAGGAAGACUCAGGCCACGAUAGAUCGCCCUUGCUCUGCCUGUAAUCUAGUCGCCUGCUUUGGAGACGAACAGGCAGCAGUCUGUCUCUUCAGUGCAUCUGCUCAGUUCUGCUUCUGAUGCUUACUCAAAAAGCCCAAGAACCCACACCCACAAAACAACCAAGCAAGCAGGCUCACUACAUUUGGGUUUGGUGUGUAUCCACGUUACUGUUGUUUCGGACGAGAACUGAAGGUUGACUCUUUAGAAUGACAGCCGGGGAGAGGAGGUGGCGUCAGACACCAAGAAACCGAGCUGAUCCAUCUGGACAGACUUGAGGCUGAACUUUCCCCUUCCUUGUAUAAAUACAGAAAAUGUUUACUGCUAUCAACUCGCAGUGGAAGAAGGUGGGGGGAGACUGAAAUUACGAAUUAACAGAGUAUGAUUUAUGCAAUAUAUGUAUGAUGGUAGAUACCAGUUACUUGCUGGGGAGUAUUUUCCGCAAUAGACUUAAAAGUGGUUUUGCUGAGGAUCCCUGUUUCUAACUGUGUGGAAUAACUCAAAAUUUUAUGCUCGUGCUGUUUCUCAGAUAUUUGCUGAAUAACCAUCACAGAGAGUACGAGACUUCUGACUGCCGCUGUGUUGGUAAUGUCCUGCAAGGGGCAGAGGCACGAGCUUCCCGCUACCUGCAGCUCGGCCAGCUGCGUUACGGGGUGCCCAGGGAAAGGAACCCACGUGAAGUAUUCGGUCCUUAGAAGUUGUCUGAUGUAUUUAGGAUCUUUGACUUUAGAAGUCUUAAAUUUUAAACUAUUUAUACAAAAUAGACACGGAAUACAUUGUCGUUUACUGUCGAAUGUGCUUAUAUUUACUUUUCAAAAUUAUUUCUGUGAAGAGUAGUUUACCAGCAUACAUGCCCGGGGUUCUGUGAAGUACUGUCUAAAAUAUGUAACGACGGAGGUUUUUCAGUAGUAUUUAUUUUGACAAGUGGGAGGCAACAUCUCUUUAAUAUUUUUUUGUUUUCUUUUACACUUCCAUAUCAUGAAGUAAAAUUUCACAUUAUCACCCUUACCUUACAAAGAGCAAAAGUUCUAAAUAAAACAGAAAUGAAAGGCAGUGCUUUUUUUUUUUUUUUUUAUUGUCUGAAGUGCUGUCUGUGCUGCAGAAACUGGGUGCCAAAAUGGGGCAGCUUUUGCCACUGAUUUUUGGGGUGUUUUUCCCUCAGAAUGCACUUUGGUGAUGGUAAUUGACAAUUUCUUCAGUACUUGUACAUAGACACUUUUUUUUUCUUUUGAAGCUUUAUCAUUCACUCUUUAUUUCUUCACAGUAAACCUUUGAGAACUUGCAUUGUUAAAUGUAACGACACAAAACUGCUUAAGACUGAAGACAUCGGCCGCUGCUUGCUCGUCCUCAGUCACGCCCCUGCAUCAAACGUUUGUCCCGUGGGCAGAUGGCAUCCGAGAGGGGCGAAGUCAGACCUCUCUGCAGGACGAGCGGCUGAUCUAAAAGGCGCUGUGCCACCUCUCAGAGUGCAGCUGAAGAGGCACCCAGGCGUGAAAAGAUGCUAGGUGCUGCAGGGCUGUUAGGAGAGUUUAUUAUGCUAGCAUUAUACAAAAUCAAGAGGACUUUGUGACAGUGGCACGGAGUUUACGAUGGGCAUCACCACGUCGCUGCUCUGCAAAGCCGUAGGCACGUGGCUGUGGGGAAGCAGCGGAGAAGGACAGCGUCCCAGCCUCCUGUUCCGUUCCGUACAGCUUUGUCUGGAGGAUUUCUCGAGUUAUUGGCGCGUAUGGGACAGGUCACCCACCUGAACAGAAGCCCUGGUAGAGCACUGGGUACCUGAAGCCGUUGUCCCCGACUGUUUUGAAGCCACAGAGAAAUUACAGAGGCUCUGAAAUGGAAGCACGUUACAUGGCUUCCUUGUGCUGCAUGCUCUCCUGGAGAAGGUGCUGUUCAUUAAGCUGUCCCAGAGCAGCCUGGCUGGAGGCAAACUGAGCAGGCAUGACUGAGGGUCCUGCAGGAGAUCAUGGCUUUGCUGCUCGGCCAGACCCGCAGCCCAAGUGCUGAGGUGGUUCAAGUGGCAGGUGAGAGUGAGUUAGUUAUUUUAUUUUAUUUUCAUUGACCAAAGGACAAGCCAAGGGUAAACAGAAAGGAGGGCAAAGCAGAGCAAGCAGGCCAGCACCAGUACCAGGGAGUGGUGGGGGGGGGGGAAGGCUGCCCCCACCCCAGGAACGGGCAGGGAGCACCCUGUGAAACUGCGUGUGUACACCCCCCCUAUAGAUCAAUCCAUACAUCUGUGUACAGAUACACCCCCCCCUCUGUACUCUGUCCCCCCCAAGGGCAAGGGGUGUAGGGGAACCCUUGGUCUUUGCCUCUUUUUCCAGCAAACCUGAAGAGCAAUGGGCUCAACACCAAGUAGGGCUUCACGCUGGCAAGUCGGGCACAGCCACCGACCAGCAAAGCCACACAGGCUUUUCUGAUGCAUAACUUUUAAUUAAAACACAUUGCUAAUACCAUUUAAUUAGUCAGGUGAUCCAUUGCAGAAGAGUACUUUACCUGACCGUGCAUGUGUCAAACUGCUUCACUGCUUAUCUCCCAGUUUGAUAUUUAAAUAGUUCAUACCCCAGUGUUAAGUCAAACACAUCAUUUCUUCCAGAACUCAAGCUGGUACUACUUGCUUAAAAUAAGCGAUUGGCUUGAUUUAAUGCGGUUUAAUGCCUUUGAAAUACAGCAAACAGAGACGUUCACUGGACCAACCAGGAACCUCAGGCCUAACAGCAUUUUUCAAUGAGCGAUUUGAGCAAAUGUGCUAACUCUGCUGAGUUCAAGGUGGGGCUGUUUGUUUAAUUAAGAUGCUUUCAGAAUAAUUUGAUUGUGCUGUUUCUCACAAGCCUUGGCGACUGUAAAGGGUUCAAGCUCGGGUCCUUGAGGUUUGACCCUGACCCCAGUUUUGGGUAACAUGAAGUGCAGCUGCUAAUACUUUACCACCUCCCCAGAAGUUGCCUUAAAAGGUGCAGUUUUGUGAAGCAUUCUUUACAAGAGCCUACCCCAGUACUAAAUUUUAUACUUGUCUCCCUCCACAGAUUUCAGUAGUUCAACAAAUUGCACAAGAAGGCUUCAAGUUAAUUACAUCAUUAAAUCAACCAUCAUGUUCUUAUGAGAUUUGCCUUAUUAACAGAGAAAAACAGCUUUUUUUUUUUUUUUUUUUUUUUUGUUCCCUUGCUUUCUUCCUGACACUCCUAAGUACCUUUGGAAUAAUUUAACAUAACUGCCUUCCUAG